CAAGGCGUUCAGUCGCUUUGGCUUUUCUUCCGCGCAACCGGAUCUCUCCGUUCGUUUGCUCCUCACCCAAUCGGCUUCUGACAUUAUCCACACCAAGUUUCAUUCGUAAUUUUGUUCGACACACACUGUCCGCUUUUUUUGCGAAACAUCGCGCCAAUUUUCAAAUGUUUGCCUGUCUACGUUCAACGUGUUGGCUGUUCAUUUUUGCUCAACUGUCAACGAAACCUUAACACGCGUGCAUUUUGUUCUUGUUUUUUUUUUUUUGCCCUACAUGUUCAUCUCCCGAAGGGCAAGUCAACAGCAGAAGUUACUUCUUUUUCUUUAUUUUAUUUUAUUUUUUUUUUUACAUUUUUCGUGCGUGUCUCGACGACUCAAGAGGAUCGCCUCAACAAAAAGUGAUCCAGUGGUGUUAUCGCCUGCAGUUCAACGCGCAGCAACAAGAUCAAAAAAAAAAAAAAAAAGAAAAUAAAAAAGGAAAAGUGUAUCUUUUAAAAAGUCGUGUUGGUUAGGCGAAGAAGUCUUUCCUACGUAGACGUAUUACGUAGUUUAGAAAUUUUCUUCAAAAAAAAAAAAAAAAAGAAAGGCACAUCAUCAGCAAUGCACAACAACGUCAACAAUAUGGCGGUGCCUAGCGGCCUGCAACAGCAGGUGGCCGACGCUAAUAAAACGAAGAGAACGCGGGCAAAUCACGAGCCCGGAUUGUACGACCUGCCCAGUUUUUAUAGUUCGGAUUAUGUUGCCCGGACCGACAUUCCGAUCGAGACGGGAGCCGAUCUGUCCGCGAGGACGAACGACGCAUCGUUCAGGACGAGCACGACGGACGGUCCGUCUAAAGAAGAUUCGGAAUCAGGUGGUCGUCAAGCAACAGACGCGUCCAAUCACGAAGGACUUCACGGCAACAAAUGCGUCUCCUUCCUGGCCCUGGUGGCCGGACUGGCGGCUUUCGGCUGUUCCCUGGCCGCUCUGGCCGGCACCACCAACUGGGUGGAUACGUGGGAACCCAUCGACUUGCCGCCCACUCAAGACUGGCCGCUCUUGUUUGGAACGGGUUACGGCAGUUUGAUUCCCAGCCGUUCCAAAACAUCGACUCAAUCGAGAUCUUCAUCGUCCCUCACGACGAAAGCAACGGCCGCAGGUUUCGCCACCAGUCGUCCAGACCUGGCGGCCAAAUCGAACUGGGAGCGUCCGUCUGGCCACGCGAUGGAGAACGCGACGGUCAGCCCGUCGUUAUCAGCUGGAACGAGCCGGCCAGCGACGACGGUAGCGCUGACGCGGCCACCCGUCGUCGAAGACGACGAUGAAUUCGAUUACGACGAUGACGAUGACUAUUACGCUCAAGACGAAGGCCGGCAGCCGAUGGAUGAUGAAGUGGUCAUGUUGCGUCAAGAAGAACAAGACGAAGACGAUGAAGAAGUUGGCGCCGACGGCCAGCAGCACAUGAGGCGCGCGUUGAUUGUCGUCUUCCACGUCGGACUCUUUCGUGCCUGUCCAGUCCUCAAGGGGGAACUGCCCUCCAGUGUCGUGUUGCCGAAUUUGCCGUGCGCUCCGCUCGAAUACAUCAACUGGCGGCCAUUGACUGGCCUCAGCUUCCGCUUAUGGAGGAACGUUGAAUACACACCUGAUUUCCUCAACAAACUCAGGUACGCUACACCUUGUUUUAUGCUGGGCACUUUCAUUGGAUUGGUGGCUGUCAUCAUCGCCAUUGGAGGACGUUGUACCGGUCCCGAUCGAACUCUGAUUUGCAGCUCAUUACACAUUUUAGCAGGCUUGUCUCUCGGGAGCGGAUUGAUCAUCUUCGUGUCCGUCCUGCACGAGGAGUUCAGCCUGCCUUCGCUGCGAUCAUCGCGCCACUCGGUUGGGUGGCCAUCCGUCUCUUUAUCUCAGCGUUCCUAUAACGGAGGAGAAGCAGCAGCUGGACCAGCUGCUGGAAGUGCUUUGUACUCGGACAGCAGGAGCUUAUUGACCGCCACGAUUGCGACGACGACGGCAGGACAAUCAGCCGCAAGUAGCGGACUCGUCUCCGCCGCGUUGGUUCCAUCCUUCCGCUACGGUUGGUCAUUUUACGCAGCGCUGGCCGCGUUCGUCGCCUCCGAAUUAGCCGCCGCCGUUUACAUCAUUUUGCACACGCACAUAUUCAAAUGGGCCAGUCGGACUAGAGCGGCAGCGGAAGCCGCAGCCAUUUCAUCCGCUAAAUUGCUGAUGACAACCAACGCAGGCCCGUCAUCCGGCGGAUCCUCUUCUAGCAAAGAAAUCGGCAUCCAAACUUCACCGCUCUCUUCCGCUUCGCUUCUAAUGAUGAUGGAAAAGCGUUCGAUCGAAGCUCCCAGUCCGACGUCUUCAGCCAUCGCUGACGUCACGCACCAUCACAACCAACAAAUGCACGUGCCCUAUUGCGAUUUGCUGACUAUGGGGCAUGGCCGAUCUGUUCUCCACGAAGAAUUUGAUCGAGAUCCGGAUGUACCGCCGUUUCUUGCUGCCGGCGCGGGAAACAGGCCCAGUCCCAUGCAUAUUAACAACACGGAAUGCGAUGCUACUAUGCAACAAGGGCGAGACUGCACUUGCCAAAUUCACUACGCCACAUGUCACAGGCCAAAGAUGCGCGAAGCUAGUAAACACGUCGCUGGUAUUCACAGAGCGUCGACUAUGCCACGCAAAGUCGCCUUCGCUGGAGAUCUGACGAGCGUUUAUCAGCAAACUCCAUUGUGACACAUUAACCGUUUUGACAUUGUCUCCCAUCCUGAGUGUAUAUUGUGUAUGAUUUGUCUUCAAUCAAUAAACGGAUAUUAAUAAAAU
Messenger RNA from Daphnia carinata, 2793 nucleotides. RefSeq lists its product as uncharacterized. The record is from RefSeq and is a predicted model, not a curated record. NCBI's taxonomy places the organism in Eukaryota, Metazoa, Arthropoda, Branchiopoda, Diplostraca, Daphniidae. Gene Ontology annotation, cellular component: AMPA glutamate receptor complex; postsynaptic density membrane. Bases 598 to 2706 code for a protein of 702 amino acids. Gene Ontology annotation, molecular function: voltage-gated calcium channel activity; channel regulator activity. Gene Ontology annotation, biological process: neurotransmitter receptor internalization; regulation of AMPA receptor activity; transmission of nerve impulse. The transcript is spliced from 6 exons.